GCUAUGACGUCAGCGUACGCAAUCGACGUCUGCCCAAACGCCGCAAAAAUCAAAACGGCAUAGCUAUGCUUUUCUAUUCGUUUUUCAAGUCUCUGGUGGGUAAAGACGUGGUAGUGGAGCUAAAAAACGACCUGAGCAUAUGUGGAACUCUUCAUUCAGUUGACCAGUACCUCAACAUCAAACUGACAGACAUCAGCGUCACCGAUCCGGAGAAAUACCCGCACAUGUUGUCGGUGAAAAACUGCUUCAUCCGCGGCUCGGUGGUGCGCUACGUGCAGCUGCCCGCCGACGAGGUGGACACGCAGCUGCUUCAAGACGCCGCACGCAAAGAAGCCAUGCAGCAGAAGCAGUGAUCGCAGUUGUGGAUGGGGGUAGGGUGUUUAUUAUUUCUUCGGGGUAGGGUUGUCACAAAGAAGACUUAUUUUACGUACAUUUAAAAAGACGCCAGGCAUGGGUUCAUCUUUGUUAGCCUGUGCUCAACUCCAUGUUUGACAUUAAGAAGACAUCUUCGCAAAAAUUUGAAUCAUGAUGACAAUAAUUUAUCUUGAAAAUAUCAUAGAAGGAUUUGGUUGUUUUAAUUUCAAGUGAAAGAAACUUUGAGUCAACAGAGCCCAGCGGAUUUCAUACUUUCCUUAGUUUGUUUACUGUUUUUAAAAAAUGGCAGACUUUUGUAUGAAACGGGUAUUUUUUUUAGUCAUGUUUUGAUGUCUACUUUCAUUAUUAUUAUUAUUUUUUUUACUCCUUUUUUUUUUUUUUUUUUUUUACUCUGACUUUAUUUUUGGGCUCAAUGGAACAGAAAGUUGCUUUGUAAAUGACAGCGUUUCUGGGAAAUAA
This is a messenger RNA of Phycodurus eques (leafy seadragon), 834 nucleotides long. RefSeq names its product smx5 (gene lsm2). Bases 66 to 353 code for a protein of 95 amino acids. Gene Ontology annotation, molecular function: RNA binding. Gene Ontology annotation, cellular component: P-body; U6 snRNP; catalytic step 2 spliceosome. Gene Ontology annotation, biological process: mRNA splicing, via spliceosome. The record is from RefSeq and is a predicted model, not a curated record. Lineage: Eukaryota; Metazoa; Chordata; Actinopteri; Syngnathiformes; Syngnathidae. The transcript is spliced from 5 exons.